Messenger RNA from Dama dama (fallow deer), 384 nucleotides. It is a transcript of the gene APOC4, whose product is annotated as apolipoprotein C4. The transcript is spliced from 3 exons. Gene Ontology annotation, cellular component: high-density lipoprotein particle; very-low-density lipoprotein particle. The coding region runs from base 1 to 384 and encodes 127 amino acids. The record is from RefSeq and is a predicted model, not a curated record. Lineage: Eukaryota; Metazoa; Chordata; Mammalia; Artiodactyla; Cervidae. Gene Ontology annotation, biological process: positive regulation of triglyceride storage; triglyceride homeostasis.
AUGUCGUUCCCUGGACGCAGGCCCCAGGCCCUGGCCUCCCUCUGCUGCUGCGUUCUGGUCCUGGCCUGUGUUGUGGUGAAGGAGCAAGAAGGGCCGAAGAGGACCCUGAGCCCCCCGCCAGCGCCAGCCAGGAGUUCCUGGAGCCUGGUUCCAGGCAAGGUGAAGGAAUGGGUGGAACCGCUGGUGAACAGGACCAGAGAGAAGUGGAAGUGGUUCUGGGGCCCCACGGCCUUCCGGGGCUUCAUGGAGACCUACUACGAUGACCACCUGAAGGACCUGGGCUCUCGCGCCCAGGCCUGGCUCCGCAGUUCCAAGGAUAGCCUCCUGAACAAGGCCCACAGUCUGUGUCCUCAGCUGCUCUGCAGGCCCAGCGACCAAAAUUAA